Messenger RNA from Canariomyces notabilis, 411 nucleotides. RefSeq names its product protein transporter. Gene Ontology annotation, biological process: protein import into mitochondrial matrix. The coding region runs from base 1 to 411 and encodes 136 amino acids. The record is from RefSeq and is a predicted model, not a curated record. Gene Ontology annotation, cellular component: TIM23 mitochondrial import inner membrane translocase complex. Lineage: Eukaryota; Fungi; Ascomycota; Sordariomycetes; Sordariales; Chaetomiaceae. The transcript is spliced from 2 exons.
AUGCAAACCGUCAUCGUCGGCACGCGGGUUCUAGGCCGCGCCUUCUCGGAAGCGUACAAGCAAGCGGCAGCGUCGAGCCAGUACCAACGGGCGCAAGCAAAGGCGGGCAAUGGCGUGGGCGCGUCCGGGCGCGCCAGUCUCAGCAGCGGCAUGACGCUGGACGAGGCGUGCAAGAUACUCAACGUCAAGCCCCCGCAGGGCGGCAAGGCCGACAUGGACGAGGUCAUGGAGCGGUUCAAGCGCCUGUUUGACAACAACGACCCGAAAAAGGGCGGCUCCUUUUACCUGCAGAGCAAGAUCCUCCGCGCCCGCGAGCGCAUCGAGGCCGAGGUCCGCCCGGCCAUGGAGAAGGCCGCGCAAGAGGCAGAGGUUAAGGAGGGGUGGAAUCCGAAGAUUUAUAAGGAUAGGUAA